UCCAAACAAGGCAUUAACUUUACAGUCACCUGAGUGGGGGAGAGCAGAUCCACUGGUACCGAUAAGAAGCCUAAUCCCAAAAAAAAAUCAAAAAAAUCAAAAAAAUUCUUACGAGAAGAAGAAAGCAAUGGCGGUCGCUGCUGCAUCACUCCGCUCCCUUCUCCACGCUCUCCCAAGCACCAACAUAAACAGCAACAACAGCCUCAUCAGAAUCAGCCCUCACUCUUCUCUUCUCCUCAAUCCCUUGGAACCCAAAACCCUCAAUUUGAAUGUAACCCUAAGACCCCCUUUUGCUCCUCUCAGCUCUCGAGUCUUCUCUUCUUCGUCUUUCUCUGCGUACGCUGAGACUGAUGAAGAGAACUUUGAUGACGAAGGUAGAGAGCAAGAGGAGGAGGAAGAGGGAGAAGGAGAAGAGGAGGGAGAAAUUGAAUCGGGGAAAUUGAGAGAGGUUUCUUCGUCGAACAAGGAAGAGGGGAGAUUGUAUGUUGGUAAUUUACCUUAUUCAAUGACUUCGUCUGAGCUUGCAGAGAUUUUUGGGCAAGCUGGCACGGUAGAAUCUGCUGAGAUAGUCUACGAUCGAGUCACGGACCGUAGCCGAGGCUUUGCAUUCGUCACCAUGGCAAGCAACGACGAUGCGAAGGCAGCCAUCAGAAUGUUCAAUGGAACACAAGUGGGAGGUCGAACAGUGAAGGUAAACUUCCCAGAAGUGCCACGUGGCGGUGAGCGAGAGGUGCUGGGUCCACGGGCCAGGUCUAACUCUCGUGGAUACAUGGACAGCCCAUACAAAAUUUACGCAGGCAAUCUUGGGUGGUCAGUGACCUCAGAUUCUCUAAAGGAAGCUUUCUCUGAUCAACCUGGAGUUCUUGGAGCCAAGGUUAUUUAUGAGCAGUUUUCUGGGAGGUCGAGAGGGUUUGGAUUUGUGACAUUUGUUUCUGAAGAGGAUGUGCAAAAUGCAAUGGAGGCGAUGAAUGGAAAGGAAGUUCAAGGGAGGCCUUUGCGCUUGAAUCUUGCUUCACAGAGAGCCUCGAAUACUGCUGCUACCGACCGUGUUAAGGAUAUUGUGAUAUAGGAUGGAUGGGAGAGAGAAUUAUUAGUUAGAUUCUAAUGACUAAAUAGAGAAUAUGGGUCUUGCCCCACAACUGCUAUCAAAUUAUCUGCUGAAAUUUGUGUGGUCAGAGGCAUGAAAGUAAGAAGAUUUUGGAGAGUUGAAUGAGCAAGUUGACUAUGGUUUUGGUGGUGGUCUGGAUUUGUAAUUUGCAUUCGAUAAACUCAAGUUGCUUAUAAUACAAUGCCAAGUUCCCUGGAACUGAGAUCAUAUUUUGUUCCUA
Messenger RNA from Asparagus officinalis (garden asparagus), 1328 nucleotides. Its product is annotated as RNA-binding protein CP33, chloroplastic. Gene Ontology annotation, cellular component: cytosol. Gene Ontology annotation, molecular function: mRNA binding. Bases 128 to 1069 code for a protein of 313 amino acids. The record is from RefSeq and is a predicted model, not a curated record. NCBI's taxonomy places the organism in Eukaryota, Viridiplantae, Streptophyta, Magnoliopsida, Asparagales, Asparagaceae. The transcript is spliced from 3 exons.